GCCUGAGCAUGCAAUGAUGUCAUCAGCAUUCAGCUGUGAGCAAUCUUGAGGCACUUCUGAAUCCAACAGAGAAGGAGAAUUUUCUCUCUCAUUCCCCCUCAACACCAAAUGAACCAGUUGGGAAGUCGCUGCUUCAGUGUGACUGAGGAGGCCCCAUUGCCUGAGAUCCAAGCGCCGCUUAUCCUUUCCCUGAUAACACCUGAAGAUGGGACCUUUUUUCUUUCUGCUCUACGGAACAAAAAGCCAACAGAGCCUGUGACAACUCAGCCGACUCGUGGGGUUGGCCUGUCCACCGUCGCAACAGUCAUACAGACCGGAGGAGAUUGGACCACUGGCCUCUUUGGUAUCUGCAGUGACAAGAGUGUUUACUUGAGUCCCCCUUCCAACCAACCGGAUAAUGGUGUCUGUGGGGCCUUGUGUAGUUCGUGUCUAGAAUGCAGCCUUGCAAGGCACUAUGGGGAGUGCCUCUGUUUCCCACUGCUGCCAGGUUCCACCUUAGCGAUGAGAGUCGGCGCCAGAGAGAAAUACAAGAUACGAGGAACCCUGUGUGAAGACUGGAUGGCAGUUCAUUGUUGCUGGCCUUUUGCUGUUUGCCAAGUGGCCCGAGAGCUGAAGAGGAGGGCUACGACCCAGAUCUAUGAAAUAAACACUGCUCCUACAGCUAAAGAUACCCUAGUUUAAAAAUUCCUAUACAGAAAGCUUGACUCAUGAUACUUCCCCUCCUGCCACUGUA
Mauremys mutica (yellowpond turtle) is the source of this 733-nucleotide messenger RNA. RefSeq names its product PLAC8 like 1 (gene PLAC8L1). Bases 109 to 681 code for a protein of 190 amino acids. The transcript has 5 exons. Lineage: Eukaryota; Metazoa; Chordata; Testudines; Geoemydidae. The record is from RefSeq and is a predicted model, not a curated record.